Messenger RNA from Sardina pilchardus (European sardine), 1815 nucleotides. RefSeq names its product CLN5 intracellular trafficking protein (gene cln5). NCBI's taxonomy places the organism in Eukaryota, Metazoa, Chordata, Actinopteri, Clupeiformes, Clupeidae. Gene Ontology annotation, biological process: lysosome organization. Gene Ontology annotation, molecular function: hydrolase activity, acting on glycosyl bonds. The record is from RefSeq and is a predicted model, not a curated record. Bases 393 to 1310 code for a protein of 305 amino acids. The transcript has 5 exons. Gene Ontology annotation, cellular component: lysosomal membrane; lysosome.
UCUCGUUUUGGCUAGGCUACAUCAUUAUUGUCGCGCUUCACUUGUGCGAACAACAGAACUUUCCGUACACAACUAAACGUUGCUGAAUUGCAGCGUUAUUUCCUGCCUUAAUUGGACCAAGGAGACAUCGAGGAAGACCCAGAAUCUCGUGACCGAGACAACGUGACACGGAUGUUUAUUAGAUUAUACGGAAGUAAACGCAACUUCAGAACCAGCUGAUUACAGCAAACUUCUCUGCCACACAUCCCAAUAUGAAAUACACGUUGUUUUAUGCCUACUUACUUACUCAGACAUUGGAGCAAGUAACAUCACAUCUUCGUAAUGGGAAGAGGAAAUGGCCAGUACCGUACAGGCUAUGAGCACAGUGCAUGCACACGCAAGGAAACCAGUAGAUGCAGAAACCAGAAGGCACACAACACCGGCGCUUUGAUCGACGUCCAGAAGUGGAUCCAUAUUGCCAGGCAUUAUAUCCCUUCUGUCCCACUGGUGACGGCGACAGUCGGAUACCUUACAUGCGAGAUUCUGACAUUAUCUCAGUGUUUCGACUCCAAGCUCCUGUGUGGGAAUUUAAGUACGGCGACCUAUUGGGGAAAUUUCACAUCAUGCAUGAUGCAAUUGGAUUCGGCAGCAUAGAGACUGGGAAAAACUACACCAUGGAGUGGUAUGAGAUGUUCCAGCUGGGAAACUGCACCUUUCCUCACCUUAGGCCAGGUGUCAGUGCCCCCUUCUGGUGUAAUCAAGGUGCUGCAUGCUUCUUUGAGGGGAUUGAUGAUAUGCAUUGGAAACAGAAUGGAACUUUGGAGAAAGUGGGUGAAAUAACAGGUGACCAGUUCAAUGACAUGGCUCGUUGGGUCCAAGAGGACAAUGAGACUGGGAUUUACUAUGAAACCUGGACUGCACGCUCUGACCCAAGUGUGAAUGCAACUGUAUGGUUUGAAUCCUAUGACUGCUCCCAGUUUGUGCAUCGAAGUUAUCGAAAGCUAUCGGAGUUGGGUGCUAAGCUCACAAGCAAAACACAAACAAACUAUACUAAGAUCUACUUGUUCAGUGGAGAGCCCACCUACUUGGGAGAUGAAGAUACCAUCUUUGGUCAAGCCUCCAUGAAAUCUCUGGCUUGGGACAUAAGGAACUUCUACCAUGCAUUUCAGCCCCAUCAGUCUAUUGUGGAUACCAUUAUUAGCAUCAUUGAUGCCUAUGAAAAGUUGAUCUUGGGGAAGAGCUUCUAUUUGUUCUAUAAUUUUCAGUAUUGGCACCUGCCCAUGAAGCCACCAUAUGUUCAAAUCAAAUAUGAGGAAAUUCCUUUGCCGUGACUUGCAUCCAUAUCAUAUUGUUUUUAAUUAACUUUUGCAUUGUGAAUAUGCUUCACUCCCCUGUAUUCCCCCAACCCCACCUCAAGCCUUGUCUACUGUCAUGGAUAUGUACAUUUGUUGUCCAGUUGAAAGGUGUUGAAACCAGCCGAGAAUGCCUCACAAUUCAUGGGUAGUGUUACUGUUGGUGUGCUGACAAAGCAAUACCUAAGGUUAGCAAGCUAGUUCAUAUUAUUAAUUGUGUAUCUUGUAAUGAUUUGGGAAUUGUUGCCAUGAAAAAAAAUUAAUCCAUUACAAUUUGCCUGUGUCCUUUUGCCAGUCACCUCAAAAAAUAAUCAAAUUAGUCAAAUUAAAUCAAACAGGUUUUCUGUAUGAAUAGCAUGUUUUGAACCGGCACUGUACUGGUAGAUUAAAUAUAAAAUAGAAAUAUAGCCGCAAGCGGCGAUGGCGGGCCCGAGCACCUGCGGUGCGGACCUGUGACAUGUUCGGACCUGUGACAUUUUGUAAU